Anopheles maculipalpis is the source of this 406-nucleotide messenger RNA. RefSeq lists its product as uncharacterized. NCBI's taxonomy places the organism in Eukaryota, Metazoa, Arthropoda, Insecta, Diptera, Culicidae. The record is from RefSeq and is a predicted model, not a curated record. The coding region runs from base 18 to 323 and encodes 101 amino acids. The transcript is spliced from 2 exons.
UUAAUUUAUAUACAACAAUGAAAACGUACAGAGGUGAGGUUCCGUGUAACGUCGUAGAAAGAGGGCAUACGCAAUAUUUGAAGCAAUCAACGUUUGACACAGCUAUUAAUACAUUUCAUCCUAUAUUUACCGUCGCUGAUCAGGAGUUACAAAAUCAAGUUGAUUUUCUACGAUCAGCGCAUCCGUCCGGCUUGCUAACGCUGGAUCCUUCGCAACAGGAUAGUCUUGACACGAAGCUUCCCUUUGCCGAGGUAGACUGCAAGAGCCCGGAGCAGAUGAUGAUUGACGAAACCCAGUCCGUGUUUAAAGUAUUUGACUACUGAGAAAUCUAUGCGGAGGAUUAUCAUCAAUGCGUGCGUGCGUAGAGAACAUCGAUGGUGUCGAGGACAAUAAAGUGUAGUGACAU